This is a messenger RNA of Penicillium argentinense, 2403 nucleotides long. RefSeq names its product M28 family metallopeptidase. The transcript has 2 exons. Gene Ontology annotation, molecular function: carboxypeptidase activity. The record is from RefSeq and is a predicted model, not a curated record. Bases 1 to 2403 code for a protein of 800 amino acids. Lineage: Eukaryota; Fungi; Ascomycota; Eurotiomycetes; Eurotiales; Aspergillaceae.
AUGAGGGAGAAAGAAAUGCCUUUCUCUGAAACGACGCCUCUGCUGGAGGUCCAUGUCGCCCCGCAGCGGCAUCGGUACCCGCAUCACACUCUACGUCGGACAUGUACCUUCAUGCUCUGCACGCUGCUAGUAGUCGCCAUCGUCCUAUUCAUGAUCCCCACCGCUAUCCUGCCGCGAGAGCAUGGUUCGAUUUGGUCCUAUGCCCCUUGGGCAAACCCAUACCCUCAUGACGCCUGGCCGCAGGGCUUCGGUCUUACAUUUGACCAGCUCCAAGAGGUCGUCCUUAACACACCUUCGGCGGCCAAGGCCAAGCAGUGGAGCGAGUACUAUACGGCCGGCCCCCACCUGGCGGGAAAGAACUUCAGCCAGGCCCUGUGGACGCUGGAGAAGUGGAAGGAAUUUGGCAUUGAGGACACCACCCUCUCGACUUAUGACAUCUAUCUGAACUACCCAUUAGAGCACCGUUUGGCUCUGCUUAAGAAGUCGGGAAAUAAAACAGAGGUCACAUUUGAGGCUACUCUCGAGGAAGAUGUAUUGGAAGAGGAUCCUACCUCUGGACUGCCUGAUCGAGUCCCCGUUUUCCACGGGUACUCGGCCACUGGCAAUGUCACCGCCUCUUAUGUGUAUGCCAACUUCGGCACAUACAAGGACUUCGAGGACCUUGUGAACGCCAAUAUAACCUUGGAAGGCAGGAUCGCCAUCGUCAAGUACGGUAGAAUCUUCCGCGGUCUGAAGGUCAAGCGCGCGCAGGAGCUUGGUAUGGUGGGUGUGAUCAUCUAUAGUGACCCGCAGGAGGAUGGCGAGAUCACGGAGGAAAACGGUUACACGGCCUACCCCGAUGGUCCCGCGCGCAAUCCCAGUGCCAUUCAGAGGGGUAGCACACAGUUCCUGAGCUUUCUCCCCGGUGACCCCACAACACCAGGGUAUCCCUCCAAGCCAGGAUGCGAGCGCCAGGACCCGUACAACUCCAUUCCCUCCAUCCCCUCCCUGCCCAUCUCCUACAAGGAGGUGUUGCCGCUCCUUAAGGCUCUGAAUGGGCAUGGUCCGAAGGCUACUGACUUUAACAAGUGGUGGCAAGGAGGCGGUCUGGGCUAUAAGGGUGUGGGGUAUAACAUUGGUCCCUCGCCCGACAACGUUGUCAUCAACUUGGACAAUCAGCAGGAAUACGUCACCACGCCCCUGUGGAAUGUUAUUGGCGUUGUCAAGGGCCAUAUCUCCGAUGAGGUUAUUGUCCUUGGUAACCACCGCGACGCCUGGAUUGCUGGUGGCGCAGGUGAUCCGAACAGUGGAUCUGCUGCCUUGAACGAGGUCAUUCGCAGCUUUGGCGAGGCCAUGAAGGCCGGCUGGAAACCCCUGCGUACUAUCGUCUUUGCCAGCUGGGACGGCGAAGAGUACGGCCUGCUCGGCUCGACUGAGUGGGUGGAAGAGAACCUUCCUUGGCUGUCCAAGGCCAAUGUCGCAUACUUGAAUGUCGAUGUUGCCGCCGCUGGAACCGACUUUGGUCCUCGCGCCGCACCGCUUCUGAACCAGGUCAUCUACGAAGUGACCGGUCUUGUGCAAUCCCCCAACCAGACCGUUCCCGGUCAGACGGUCCGUGACGUUUGGAAUGGUAAGAUUGCGACCAUGGGCAGUGGCAGUGAUUUCACUGCAUUCCAGGACUUUGCCGGCAUCGCGAGUCUGGACUUCGGAUUCGGCCGUGGCGCCAAGGACCCCGUGUAUCACUAUCACUCGAACUAUGACAGUUUCGCGUGGAUGGAGAAGUUUGGCGAUAAGAACUGGGAGUACCACAUCGCCACCACCAAGCUCUGGGCUCUGGCGGCUGCCAAACUCAUCGAAACCCCGGUGAUCUCCUUCAACGCUACUGACUAUGCUCUGGGACUGGGCUCGUAUCUCAACAAGGCCAAGUCAACUGCAGACACUCUGCCCGAUGACCAGAAGUUUGACUUCUCUGAUCUGGACCUAUCGAUAUUCGAGUUCCUCGAGGCAGCGCAAAAGCUUGACACCUGGGCUGCUGGCCUCAACUUGAAGCUCGGCCAAAAGAUCCCCUGGUAUCACUGGUGGAAGAAAGUCAAGCUUCUCUUCCAGGUCCGGAUCACCAACGACAAGUAUAAGGGCAUCGAGCGUGCGUUCCUGUACGAGCCCGGCCUUGACGGCCGCAGCUGGUUCAAGCACGUUGUCUUCGCGCCGGGACUCUGGACCGGCUAUUCGGGAGCCACCUACCCCGGACUGGUGGAGAGCCUUGAAGCCGGAGAUGUGGAGAACGCCAAGGUAUGUGGUCCUUUUAACCCUCCAAAGUAUCUUUUUGACGGGCCCCAUCUUGCUAACCGCUUUCUUCUCGCCUUGCAGAAAUGGAGCAAAAUCAUCCAGGAAAGGAUUGGAGCCGCAGCCAAGCUGCUCGAAUAG